Lindgomyces ingoldianus is the source of this 975-nucleotide messenger RNA. RefSeq lists its product as uncharacterized. The transcript has 6 exons. Bases 1 to 975 code for a protein of 324 amino acids. The record is from RefSeq and is a predicted model, not a curated record. Lineage: Eukaryota; Fungi; Ascomycota; Dothideomycetes; Pleosporales; Lindgomycetaceae.
AUGAGAUGUCCCCCGUCCCAAUUUUUGAAGUACUCGAGCAGGAAACCUUCGGUUAGACUCGUUCAACGGUCUGGUAAUUCCUUCUCACUGUGCUUCCACGAUAUACGGUACCGGGAAAAUGAAAGCUCGUCUUUGUGCAAUUCGGCAUCAAGCCUCUUCCAGUGCCUCACUUUCAAAGCUUCAAGUAGCCUCUUUUCCAUAAUGACAUCUCCAACGCUGAUGAAACACGUCACAAAAGCCACCCGAUUUCUCGCUUACGAUGCAGAUCGAUCCCAGGAACCCCAUCCGGCCUUUCCUCCAAAGAUAUUCCUUGCUGCUACGAUCAAGGUCAUUCACAAUCCAAUGGCAGUCAAAAUACCCAGCAAGCGGGACCGCCAUUCUAGAACUGCUACUCGCAAGGCCAUCGUCUCAAUCAUGCUUUCUUCAUGCAUGCGUCUUUAUGCGUUCCCCAAUCGUAAUAGUAUUUCAUGCUUGAUUCUGUUGGGCGGAAAAUUCCCUUGCAGAAACAUUCAAUAUGACCACAAUUGUCAUUUUGCCACUGUUCCAUUCGUCCCUAGUGGCAAGAGAGACCCGACGGAUCUAUAUGCUUUUCCGUUGUCCAAAUUCGACCUCGUCCCAUCUCUUGCCUUCGCAUAUGUAUGCAUUAAGUGUUCUGUCCAAGCGACUAGUCAGUAUCUUCUCACACUAACCCAAGCAUUCACCAAUAGUUUCGAGACCGCUCUUCUGACUUCCUAUGCGAAAGCUUCAAGAAGACCUCGGGACUCCAAAUGCAGUGUAUAUUAUUCGGCCCAACUCCCCACAGAAGCACGUUCCUGUAAUCCAUCUAGUCCCUCAACUUCAUUUAUCCUGCAACUUGACUCUCUUGAGCUUCCCAUGCUUGGGCCUCAUUGUCGAACGGUGCCUUGGGCAGCGAAGGGCCUCGGUCCCAAUGCUAUUCAUUACCCAUACCCACCCACCAACCUGGAAAGCCCUUGA